AUGGCGAGCGUUACAUCCCUAGGUCUCCAUGAGCCUACCGGCCUCCAAUACGCAAAGCAGGAACAUAUCGUGCCGCCAGACUCCACCAGCAACUCCUACGAAUGGCUCAAUCACUUCAACAGCAGUGCCAGCUCCUCUUUCGAUGAUGACGAGCUGCUGGUAACUCCGCGAUGUGUUAUAUGGAGCAGAGGUGGGGUGUUCCGCAAGGCAUAUAAGUUCGAUCUCGAGAAGGAAGAAGUUACUCAGGCGCUGUUCACUACGUUCCCGAAUCUUGGGCCUCUCGCUGCAAAAGAGAAUGGGGCGCACCAGAAGAAAGGGUCACCAGGGCAGAGAGAGACGGCAAUCGUAGUGUUCCUAAAGACCCAGGCGCACGUCUACUUCCUCGCCGGUACGAGCCAUGUGAUACACCUACCAUUCGAGGUCGAAUCCGUAUCUGCCGCUCCGAAGGGGCUCAUAAUACAGCGAAAGCUACGACUCGAUAAUAUGGUUGCAGCCUCGCUCAGAUUUCCUCGCGUACCGCCCAAUUCCUUUGUUUCCUCCCAGCCUCAGCCAUCGUGGUCUGCGGCAAGUUCGCAGCAGUCAACAUUCUCGCUUGCGGAGCUUGGGGGGUUGAAGCAGAUGCAUAUGCCACAGUUAACUCUGAAAGAUAUGUGGGAUCCACCGACGUUGAAGAAUGAUUCAAAUUGGCCUCGGCUAUUUUCGUUGUCAGAUCCCCUCGCUGACAUGAGCCUUGUUGCUGCCCAGCUCUCAAAACCUGCCGGUCGUCGAAACAGGGAGAGCUUGUCACAGACCACAACAUUGGAUCCCGCGGAGGAGCUCAUUCACGUUUCACAGCAGGAUGAGUUCUCUCCCAAGAAUAGCGAGGACCCUCUGAUCCUCGCAUUAACUUUAAAUCGAGAGACGAGCUGUUAUACGGUGUGGAAAUUGUCAUACCUCCCGCCCAAGCCUCCUUUUGGCGAGAAAAAACGAGUUUCGAGUGGAGUGAUAUCUCGGCGGAGGAGUUCUUUUAUGCCAGGGGGGGCCGCUACUGGAGCUACUACCCCUGUUGGAAAUGGUCGACCUAAUUUUAGAGACAGCAUUGGAGAUGCACAGCAGGGGAUCGGUUCACUGAAGGGUGUUCCCAAACAGAAUGAAUCUCGAGGCAAAAUUGUCGAUUUUGCAUCCUCGCUCGACCCAGACUUUGAAAGUGCCCUGAUGCCACGGAAGAAGUCCCGGCGUGUAAGCUCUAUGCUCGCAAGAGCAGAUCUUUCUGCAUCACAUGAGCGCUCUGCUUUCUCGGAACUCGCUUCUGGUCAUCCAAACACCGUGAAGCGGCGAGGGGAGUCUCUGGGAAGCCAACAUACAAGGACGAGUACAGGGGCAUAUGCUGGACUGGGCGGUACGAGCUUUGCUCAAACACCACAGUUUAGCCACAGUCUGAGCGGCUAUCUUGAAGCCCCAGUAGACGACUUGCUGGACGAGUUGCGGGCUGGAGGUGACUUUGAGGGUUUCCACAACAUGGGUCUUGAUGAUGAUGAAUUCAAUGGGCUAGAGAAAGAAGUUGUGCUUACAAAGAUAAGCAGUGUCUCUGCAGAACACAACAAUGUUCGGUAUUCGGUUCAAAAUAAGCCAGCUGCCACUCAAUUCAAAGUUUUCACGCUUCCUGCUCCAGCCUCUGCGGCGGAUGACAGGGGUAACACGAUCGUGGUCUGCAUUUUGGAUCCUGACGAGAAAAGGCUAGUCGUAUUGACUCUUCUCUUGGAGACCAAUAAAGCUAGUGUCGAUAUGGUCAAUAAGGAGCAGACUGGAGCAAAAUCCGAAAAGGACAGCACUGUGAUAUCUUUGGGUCCAGUAACGCGGGCGAAGGGAGUGAUAGAUGCCUGUAGACUUGAUGAUGGUCGGGUCUCUCGCAUUCUAGCGCUAACAGAGACUCUUGAUGGGUUCGGGGAGCUGAGUCUGCAGGCCCCAUGGAGUCUCCUCAUGAAAGUGGCUCUUCCCGAGAAGUUUACGAUAAGCAAUACUCGAAAUUUGAAUCAUGACCCUACACCCCUCGCCAAACGAGACGGAGGCUUCAGACGUGUCUUAAGUCAGGGGCCACGAGCUUUGCUAGGACUGCGGAAUGCAAGACCAGGAGGCAUCGUCGACUUGGUGGAUGAUGAAGGAAAGAUGCAUCAGCUGCAACUAGUACUCGAGCCACGAAACCCUCACGUUCGCAAAAUACUUGAAGUUUGUAGGGCUGUUCUCCCAGCGGGCAGCGGUGGGGAAAGAAUACUCGUUUGUUGGUGGAACGUCAUGCAGUGGAUACGACUCGAGGAUGUCGAUACAAUAGAUCCGGAAUGGACUGCUCUUGUUAUCACGCUGUUCUCAAUGGUACUCGGCCUGAGCAGCGCGUCCAAACCUGGCAAACCUGGACAGAUGCACCCCAGGAAAAACCUAACAAAAAGCCAUGUGAGAUCUGGCAGCGGAGCUCAAUUGAACUUGGAAAACUGGGAUUUGAUGCAGGCGGAGGAGGCAUCCCACGGAAACCCAGUACCUUCUUGGGGAAGCAACACCGGAUGGAAAUGGUUGACAGAGGAUGAUGAUAUGUUACUUCAGAUCCCCGCUUCUCCGGCGUCUGUUUUCACCCCGACUAAUAGCAAUAAUCAUCUACCUUUCGUCCGCAGGCAUGUAAAACUCGCACGAGAAUUUGUGCGCACCAAAUUGGGCUUCGACUCCAUUUCUAAUUGCUUGCCUACCUCCGGAAACACAAGUCUGGAAGUCAGAAAGGCUGCAUUUACGGAUGUGUUCAUUGGCCUUCAUCUGCUAUACGAGGAGCAAAAGCUCGAUACAAUGAUGGCAGAUUCCUUCAGCACAGGUGGCUCAAGCGUAGCGCCCAUUCUUGCACAAAUUGCCAGAUGGCUAGGUUGGGACAGCUGGAUCCAGCAUUACGACCUCGAUGAAGCUUUGUUGCUUUACGUAGACUAUGAUUCUGGUAAUGAUCGUUUCCAAAUGGCAAGACGUAGCUUACGCGCCUUUAGAACAACCCUUAGAUUCGUCAAUACCACAACCGAUGGAAUUUUGAUGGCAUUCACAACUCUGCCAGACUUAGUUGCGACGCGCUCUACGUCAAUAGAAAGCACUUACAACCCCGAGCAAUGGUUUUUACUCACACCUCGGACCCUUGUCUUCGUACAAUUUUUUUCAGUCAUGCAAAGCAACUGGUCUCCCCAGAAGCUUGUAGAGGCACUCUCUUCUGCUGGCGCAGACCAGCUCUUCCUCGAAACACUUCCCGAAGCCGUCCUGGCACCUCUUCAGGAGGCUAUUGUAAAGAGCCAAGCAGAACCACUAAGUAGUUGGGAUAAGAAGCUGCUCAGUCUUGUGGGUCGGGAGGACAUGACUGUGCUUCUUACGCCAGGGAAAAAGCCUCGGCAAUCGCAAUUGACUUUACUGGCACCCACCCACGAAGCAAACCUGGAUAUCCAUGCAGUCUGUCUCUCGGUAACGGAUACCGAGGUUGCUGGCUCUUUCGAUGGAUCUGUCGAAGUAGACCGACAAGCAAUCAGUCGCUCACUAUUCAAGAACGACAGAAGGAUGAACGAAGCUAUCAAGAUUCUCAGUUCGACGAGAGCUACUGUGGCACGCUGCAGGGUCAAUCCCCAAUGGUCGGAAUCAGAAGUGCUAGAGGCACAAAAAGAACAUGCACAGAUGCUGGCAUAUCGCGUACUAGCGAUUCCUGCGGGGAGUGGACUGCUAAACUACAGCGCUCGCAUACCACUGCUCACACAGAAAUGGACUAUCCGAGGUUUCAAUUUGAACUUCGUCAUGAAACCAGACAACCACACUGUCACGGCAGACAAGUCCGCAUUUUCAGAGGAGAAAAUUGGCUGGGCUUUCUUCCAUAAUGGUGUGGCUUCUGGUCUCAGCAUUUCGCGCGAUGCCAAAGGCAUUGAUACCUCCUGGAUCCUGUACAAUAAGCCCACUCCGGACCUCAGCAAUCGACAUGCUGGCUUCUUGCUUGCUCUCGGAUUGAAUGGACAUCUGAAGUCAGUGGCAAAAUGGGUGGCCUUCAAGUAUCUAACACCGAAACACACUAUGACUUCCAUUGGAUUACUGCUCGGUCUGGCUGCAUCAUAUCUUGGCACGAUGGAUUCGUUGGUGACAAGACUAUUGUCUGUCCACGUAACACGAAUGCUGCCACCAGGUGCAGCGGAGCUAAAUAUCUCUCCUUUGACCCAGACGACAGGAAUCAUGGGCAUCGGACUUCUCUACUGUAAUACACAACAUCGCCGCAUGAGCGAAAUCAUGGUUUCUGAGAUCGAGCACAUUGACUCGGAGACUGAAGAAGAGCCUCUGCGAAAUGAAGGAUACCGUCUAGCUGCAGGAUUUGCUCUUGGACUCAUCAACCUAGGAAAAGGCUCCGACUUGAAGGGGUUAUACGACAUGCGUCUUACCGAGAGAUUGCUUGCGCUCGCUGUUGAUAGUAAGAAGGUGGACCUUGUACAUGUCCUCGAUAAAGCAACCGCCGCAGCCGUGGUGGCAAUCGCCCUCAUUUUCAUGAAAUCGGAAAACCAGGUCCUUGCCCGCAAGAUCGAUGUUCCGGCCUCUUUGCUUCAGUUUGAUUACAUCCGACCAGAUAUAUUUCUUCUCCGCACGCUUGCAAAACAUCUGAUCAUGUGGGAACGGAUUUCUCCUUCCUUUGAAUGGGUCAAGGAUAAUCUUCCAGAUGCGUACAAGAAACGGAGUACGCUCGAAGAGAUCAAAUUUCUGACAACCAAAGACCUACCAUUCUACAACAUCAUUGCUGGAGUUUGCUUUAGUAUCGCUCUACGCUUCGCCGGUUCGGGCAAGGCUGAUGUUCGCGACCUGCUCAUCCACUACUUGGACCAGCUCAUGCGGAUAUGUCGACUAGGAGCCGGCACGUUCGAUAAGAAACUGGCGAGGAUCACUGUCCGAAAUUGUCAAGACCUGUUGGCUCUCGCAGUUGCAACCGUCAUGGCCGGCACGGGGGACCUGAUUGUUUUCCGACGACUCCGAUCCAUGCACGGACGUGACGACAACGAGACGCCUUACGGAAGUCAUCUUGCAGCUCACUUAGCCGUUGGGGCCCUCUUUCUGGGUGGCGGCACAUUUACCUUUGGCACAUCGAGUCUGGCUAUAGCAGCAUUGCUGAUCGCUUUCUACCCGAUAUUCCCAUCCGCCGUCCAGGACAACAAAUCCCAUCUACAAGCAUUCCGCCAUUUCUGGGUCCUGGCAGCAGAACCGAGGUGCCUUGUGGUCAGAGAUAUUGACACAAAUCAACUGGUUUCUGUUCAAACCAUCGUCACCCUACGGGAUGGGGACGGGGUCCCUAUUACUCUCCAUAGCCCUGCCCUCUUGCCUGAACUGCAUCUCAUCAAGACAAUCCGUACCAACAGUACCGAGUACUGGAAUCUUGUUCUUGACCUGGAGAGUAACGAGGCACACAUGAACGCUUUCAAAUCAACACAAACGAUCCAUGUCCGCCGAUGCCUUGCCAAUGAUGGCGGCAACUCGCCCUUUCAGGCAACCCUGCAAGCCUUGAACGAGGGAGAGGGCACCGCUUCCCAAUCUCUCGAGUGGCUGUUUGAGUUGCCCGCAUUUAAGUCCCUCAGCAAGGCCGAGAGGGCUUUGGUGCUUCCUCCGGACCAAGGCGGUGCCAGUGACGUACACGCAGGUACGGAUGAAACCGUCGUCGACGCUCGACUGGUGUUGGAGAAUGGCUCUCUGGACAGCGGGAAGAGAGACCGAUUGCUAGGAUUGAGACUGCUCUUCGAGUUUGCAGAUCAGGCUGCUCGCGAAGGGAAAGAAAUGCAAUGGAUACGCAUGGAGGUGGUCGAUCGCUUGAAGGCGAAGGUAUGGAAGAUGACAAGCGAAGAACAGACCUUGACCUGA
Drepanopeziza brunnea f. sp. 'multigermtubi' MB_m1 is the source of this 5868-nucleotide messenger RNA. The record is from RefSeq and is a predicted model, not a curated record. NCBI's taxonomy places the organism in Eukaryota, Fungi, Ascomycota, Leotiomycetes, Helotiales, Drepanopezizaceae.